AUGCGCCAUUGCUAUCGAACAAACUAUAAUGGCGCACCCCUCGGGGGUGCGCCAUUGCUAACCCGCACUGCUCGGCGGCGGCGGCUUUGGGUCUUCUCAGUAGAGUCACCAACCCACCCAGACCGUGCGUGCUCCGCUCCUCCCUCACGCACCUCACCGCGGCCACCUCCUCUCACCCACCACCGUCGGCGGCGCCAUGGAGGUCGGCGGCGAGGAGUUCACGGUCGCCGUGGUGAUCUCCGCGAAGACCACCCUCGGGGAGGAGUUCGAGGGCUAGAUCGUCUCCUUCGACCGCCCGAGCAACCUCCUCGUCAUCCAGGAGGGCGUGGGCAGGGCGGAGAGGGGCGAGCGGCGGAACAUGAGGGUGCUCAAGGCCAACUACAUCCAGGAGUUCUCCGUCGUCGGGAAGUACGACGACCCGCUCGACUAGGCUGGCUGUGUGCUCGACCUCGCCGCCAUCCACGCCACGGAGGAGGCCGCCCUCAAGUGCGUCAUACUGCAUCCCAAACCCUUUUGUGCAGCCGCAUCUAUCUUCUUUUUUUGGCAAGACAAGGCGCCAUGGCCAAGGUAUACAAAGAAAGACUAGUCAAACAGUGCAAGGUUCUCUCUCUUGACUCUUGCUGUUACUUGUUGCUGAUAAUGCUCAGUGAUAAUUAUGAAGUAUGGCUACUAUCCCUACGAUCUUGAUACAAGAAAUUGAUGAAGCAGCAGGGAAGGAUCGGAUCCGAAUGGACGUGUACUUUACAUGAGAUGGAAUGGAUAGAUGCAGGUAUGAGAGUAGAUGGAUGGGCAUUAAAUCGACGGCCCGUUCAAUGGAUAGCUCCAAAACCAAAGUCUUCGUCGGAUGUACGGCGUGCGAUGGAUGUGAUCACACGAUGGAACAGGAGAACAUUUUGCAGUAAAGCUGGAACAUUAAUCAUUAAGGUGUGGUCGUCGAGCCGCUCCGGCGGUGCAUGGACAGAGCAAGGGAGAUACUUGAG
Molecule: messenger RNA, 980 nt
Organism: Hordeum vulgare subsp. vulgare (domesticated barley)
Lineage: Eukaryota; Viridiplantae; Streptophyta; Magnoliopsida; Poales; Poaceae
Exons: 4
Coding region: 1-687 (228 amino acids)
Source: RefSeq, a predicted model, not a curated record